AUCCCCUCCAACAUUAUAAAGCCAUUGUCCGGCUUACGACUGUUGCGGUCGGCUCCUCGUGUUAACAAAGUAACGGUUCAGCUCAUCGUUGUAAAACUUUCGCAUCCAUAAUGAGGGAAAUCGUGCACAUCCAGGCCGGCCAGUGCGGUAACCAGAUUGGUGCCAAGUUCUGGGAAGUGAUCAGCGAUGAGCACGGCAUUGAUCCCACAGGGACUUACCACGGCGACAGUGACCUGCAGCUGGACAGGAUCAGUGUUUACUACAAUGAGGCCACAGGAGGUAAAUAUGUUCCUCGGGCCAUUCUGGUGGACUUGGAGCCCGGCACUAUGGACUCCGUGAGGUCUGGACCCUUUGGGCAGAUCUUCAGACCUGACAAUUUUGUGUUCGGUCAGAGCGGUGCUGGUAACAACUGGGCAAAGGGUCACUACACAGAGGGAGCUGAGCUGGUGGACUCAGUUCUGGAUGUGGUCCGUAAAGAGUCCGAAAGCUGUGACUGCCUGCAGGGCUUCCAGCUCACCCACUCUCUCGGUGGCGGAACCGGAUCCGGCAUGGGAACUCUGCUCAUCAGCAAGAUCCGCGAGGAGUACCCUGAUCGUAUCAUGAACACCUUCAGCGUGGUGCCUUCCCCCAAGGUGUCCGACACAGUGGUGGAGCCCUACAACGCCACCCUGUCAGUGCACCAGCUCGUAGAGAACACAGACGAGACCUACUGCAUCGACAACGAGGCCCUGUACGACAUCUGCUUCCGCACGCUCAAACUGACCACGCCCACGUACGGCGACCUCAACCACCUGGUGUCGGCCACCAUGAGCGGCGUCACCACCUGCCUGCGCUUCCCCGGCCAGCUCAACGCCGACCUGCGCAAGCUAGCAGUCAACAUGGUGCCUUUCCCGCGCCUGCACUUCUUCAUGCCGGGCUUCGCCCCGCUCACCAGCCGCGGCAGCCAGCAGUACCGCGCCCUCACGGUCCCCGAGCUCACCCAGCAGGUGUUCGACGCCAAGAACAUGAUGGCGGCCUGCGACCCGCGCCACGGCCGCUACCUCACCGUGGCCGCCGUGUUCCGCGGCCGCAUGUCCAUGAAGGAGGUGGACGAGCAGAUGCUCAAUGUGCAGAACAAGAACAGCAGCUACUUCGUGGAGUGGAUCCCCAACAAUGUGAAGACGGCCGUCUGUGACAUUCCACCCCGUGGCCUCAAGAUGGCCGUCACAUUCAUCGGCAACAGCACGGCCAUCCAGGAGCUGUUCAAGCGCAUCUCCGAGCAGUUCACGGCCAUGUUCCGUCGUAAGGCCUUCUUGCACUGGUACACGGGUGAAGGUAUGGAUGAGAUGGAGUUCACUGAAGCAGAGAGCAACAUGAAUGACCUGGUGUCUGAGUACCAGCAGUACCAGGACGCCACCGCUGAGGAGGAGGGCGAAUUUGAGGAGGAGGCUGAAGAGGAUGCUUGAAGAGAACCACGUGAAGGUCAAGCCGUGACGUUCAACCCAACAAUGCCAAAAUAGAAAAUAAUCAACAAGGAUCGAACACAACAGUAACCAAGGAAUAACCAAGUAUUGAGCAAUGCUAGUAUGAAACGUUAGUGUUUGUUAGAUACCCCCUGUCAUUUACCUGGAAAAUAAAGUUGUCAAAUGAAAAA
Betta splendens (Siamese fighting fish) is the source of this 1633-nucleotide messenger RNA. It is a transcript of the gene tubb5, whose product is annotated as tubulin, beta 5. Gene Ontology annotation, biological process: microtubule cytoskeleton organization; mitotic cell cycle. The transcript has 5 exons. The record is from RefSeq and is a predicted model, not a curated record. Gene Ontology annotation, molecular function: GTP binding; structural constituent of cytoskeleton; GTPase activity. NCBI's taxonomy places the organism in Eukaryota, Metazoa, Chordata, Actinopteri, Anabantiformes, Osphronemidae. Gene Ontology annotation, cellular component: cytoplasm; microtubule. Bases 111 to 1445 code for a protein of 444 amino acids.